AUGGUGUGGAUGGUACUUUAUUCCUUAAUCAAAGUAGCUGCUGCAGAUUUGAGCUCGGUCGGAGAUUUUGACGCUGUCGGAGAUUAUAACUCUGAUGGAGAUUUAAACGAUAUCGGAGAUAUCAGCUCUGUGGGAGAUUUUAACGUGUUCGACGAUUUAACUGCUGCCGGAGACUUUAACUAUGUCGGAGAUACCGCUGUUGGAGAUUUCAACGGUAGUCCUAAACUAGAAAGAGUCGAGGAAACAGAAUACAUGGAGCCUAGCAAAUAUAUUCGAAAAGAAGAGGAAUUAGUCGCAGAGAUUCGUUUCAGAGAAGAUCUUCUCCGAACCGUCCCUAGACCAGAUGUAAGGGAUGUGGAUAUAAAAGUAAAAAGUUUGCCGGCAGCAGGA
Eurytemora carolleeae is the source of this 390-nucleotide messenger RNA. RefSeq lists its product as uncharacterized. NCBI's taxonomy places the organism in Eukaryota, Metazoa, Arthropoda, Copepoda, Calanoida, Temoridae. The record is from RefSeq and is a predicted model, not a curated record.